Molecule: messenger RNA, 3706 nt
Organism: Caenorhabditis elegans
Lineage: Eukaryota; Metazoa; Nematoda; Chromadorea; Rhabditida; Rhabditidae
Gene: smg-3
Product: MIF4G domain-containing protein
Exons: 16
Coding region: 1-3429 (1142 amino acids)
Biological process (GO): nuclear-transcribed mRNA catabolic process, nonsense-mediated decay
Cellular component (GO): cytoplasm
Molecular function (GO): RNA binding
Source: RefSeq, marked reviewed
AUGCGGCGAAAAGUCGAGACAUCAUGGCUGGAAGAGCUGAAAAAGCGUGUAAAAUAUCAAGAAACAAGUCGUCUUCAAAUGGUCGAGAUUCGAGAAACUUUGCUCGAUAACGAAAAAGAAUUGCGAAGUUUAGAUUCAACAUUGAAAAAGACGACGAGUUUUAUGAAAAAAGUGAAGCUUCUCAGUGCGGCCACUGUUCCACAAUUAAUUGAAGAAUUAUCGAAAUUGAAUUUAAGCAAAUUUGUUGAGGAAAUGGCGUCGGGAAUUAUAGAGACAAAAUUGAAGUUAUCCGAUAUUCCGAAAGUAACAGAGCUCUGCCUUGCAAUUUCUGCGAAAUAUUCAAACUUCAGUGAACAGAUGGCUGGGGAAUUCAAAAAAGUUCUUCCUGUUAAAAAGAGUGACAAAAUUGCAAAUGUUGCAAAAUUGAGAGUGGAUAUUAUCUUCCUCGCUGAACUUUGCCUGUGUGGAGUUUUCAAUGAAAAGGAAGGACUUCAAGUUCUCGGUGCUGUAUUAAGUUAUUUGAUUCAAACAGAUAAGACUGAUUUUGUCAAUGUUGGAUUAUUGGCUACAGUAUCUAGAACUGUUGGAUGGCAAAUUGCAAAUAUUGUGCCAAUUCCAAUGGAUGAUGCUGAAACGGUCGAGAUUCAAGACGAAGAACUCCCUGAGUCAUCAGCUCUCUCAGUUGAACAGAAAAAGUCGAUUCGUGAGCUCUUCAAAUCAUACUACGAUUCACUUUAUUCGAAAACCGAGAAAACGUGUUCGGCAAGAAAUAAGGCGAUGAAGAGAGUUAAACGACAGGAAAGAAGCCGUGGAGACGCUGGUGAUGAGGAAAAGACAACUUUGAAUGAUCUUCAGUCUGAAUUGGAUUCUCUGCGGAAAAUGGCUAUAGAGAUAUCGUCUGCAAUCGGUGUGGAAAUGAAACCGCUAAAAGAGGAAGCUAGUGACGAUGAAGAGGAUGAAGCUGCCAACUUGGAGAUGGGACGCAAACUUGCAGAAGGAGCAAUCAAGCUGUGGAGUGAUGAAGAGACGAAGGCAUUCUACGAGGAUCUUAUCGAUCUUCGACAGAUGGUUCCCAAGGAUCUUUAUAAAGAAUCUGAACAGAGAACUCUCAGCAAAGCGAAGAUGGCUGAAAGGAUUGAAGAUGUCGAUAUGGAAAAUAUCAAUGAAUCCGGAGCAAUGGAUGCGAAGAGAUCAUCAUUACAACGUGGAGAGUCUGAAAAGGAGACGACACCAGAAGAUUCUCAACUUCAAGCUCUUCUCAAAGAAGCUGUGGAUGCAUCCGAAGAACGAGGAGUCAGCAAAUGGCAAAGUUUUGUACUUGAUUUGGAUCAUCUUGUCAGCAAGUACUCAACUGACCAAGCAGCUAUUUAUUUUGUUUCGAAUCUGAAUAAUAAGGGUUGUCGCAAGAGGCUUGUGAAGCUUAUGAUCGAUCCACCUCCGUCUCGGAUCGAUGUUGUUCCAUUUUAUGCCCGACUUGUCGCUACUCUCGAGAAUGUGAUGCCUGAUUUGACAACUGAAAUCGUAACUCAACUACUCGAGAAAUUCCGCGGAUUUUUGCAACAGAAACCAUCGUCAGCUACUGCUAUAAUCAAAGUGGAAUCAAAGAUGGUUUGCGUGAUGAUGAUAGCUGAACUGAUGAAGUUUGGAGUAAUUUCUCGUGCUGAAGGACUCAGUUGUUUGAGACAACUUGUGUAUGAUUUACGUGGACAUUCUGUAGAAAUGACAGCGACAUUCAUGGAAUCUAGUGGUCUUUAUCUGUAUAGACAUACUGAAUCACAUGCAAAAAUGAAGAGAUUAUUGGAAGUUGUGAAGGCGAAACGAGAACGAAUGAAAGAUCAAAGACAAGCGAUGCUCAUAGACAAUGCGUAUUUCACCUGCCUUCCACCAGAAGAUUCAAAAGAAGAACGUCUUCGUUUGAAGCUAGACGAAGAGGAUACUCCAAUGAAACGAUUUAUUCGUCACAUAAUUCUGGAUAUCAAUGAAUCAACCGUUGAUGUUUUCUUAAAAUGUCUUCGGAGGCUUGAAUGGUAUGAUCCAGAAGUUGCUGAUUAUGCAAUUCGUUAUCUCUCCUCCACGUGGCUUCUUCCCAUUGAAAAUCUUCAACACGUGGCAUCUGCGAUUGCUGGUCUCUGUAAUUUGGUACAUCUUCAAUGGAUUGGAAUGGCUGUAAUUGAUUCAACAAUUGAAACUAUUCGAAUAUCCUUGGAAAAUCCUGGAGUCUACAAUCAAUGGGCUCAUUCUGCCGCCGUUUAUCUUGCAGAGCUCUACAGUUUUGAGCUGUGUGAUGAAGAUCUAGUCUUGAAGAUUCUCUAUCAACUGAUUUCAUAUCCAGAACCAGAAAAUUCGUGGCGAGACCUGCACCGAAUUCGAAUGAUUUGUGCUAUGCUGGAAAUUCUACGCGAGUUCUUCAUGAAAGGCUCGGGAAAAAUCAAAAUGCGAUAUUUCCUAUCAUAUUUCCAUCGUUACUAUUACAUCAAAAAAGAUGCCUGGGAUCAAGAAGUUGCCGAACAACAACCGAAUUCGGGAGGAGAAACGGGAGAAAAUCAAAAUCCUCUCGAUGUUCAGACAAGUUUCCCGUAUGAAGUCGAACUUGCGUAUACUGAAUUGUGCCGUCAAUUCCGCCAAAAGAAGUCCAAUUCGCUUCGAUGGCCGAAAAAUUUGAAAGAAGCUCAAGAUAUAGUCACAAAAAUUGAGAAGAAAUUCAAGGGAGAGUUGAAAGAGUUUGCCGGAGAACACAAAGACAUUGAAGGUGAUGGUUUGAAUGAACUGAAUGUUAUUGAAGAAGAUGAUGAAGAAGACGAAGAUGAGAAUCGAGACUCUGAACUGGAUGAAGAUGAUUCUGAAGAAGAUCGACAGAAAAUUGAGAAUUUCUCGAAUGCCGUGACAAAAGAAGAAGAUGACGAGUUCCAGAGAGAACUCGAUCGAAUGAUGGGAGAAGGAUUCAGACAAUCAGCGAUGCCUGUAGCUGCUGCUCAAUACGAUGUCACUCUACCAGCUGCUGUAAAAGAUCGGUUCAAUAGAAGUAUCAAGUUUGCUGAAACUGUAAAAGACGAGCCAGCGGCUUCAAGCUCUAAGCAAGAUAACGACGAUGAUGAGGAUGUCUAUGAGAAAUCUCCCACAAUCGCAGCUUCUGGACGUCAAAAGCAAACUCGUGUCACGCUGAUGGUCCGCGGAAAAACGAACAAACCAUCGUUAAAGACUGUCAACAUCGACGAUGAUCAGCUUCAGGAACGUUGGAAAGAAGAAAAAGCUCGCGAAGAGCAGGAACGUGCCGAUAUGAAACGAUUGACUCUUGGACAACAUCGUAGAAUUGAGAUGGAAGAGGAGAAAGCCUUGUUGGCAUCGUUGAACAGUUCUCGAAAGGGAAAUGCUAAGAGAGGUCAAUUCCGUCCACAAUUCCCGAAACCUCACCUCGAAGGAGAAUGGUGAACAUCUUUGCUUGUUGAUGGAUGGAUCAUCGAAAGCGUAUUCUACUAGUCUCUUCAACCCUGCCUCUGCACACGUCGACAUCGUUGUCAAGAAGAAGAAGGAAGAUGAAGAAUAAAAAUUUCUCGAAAUUCUAAUUUUUAUGCUAAUACUUGUCUUUUCUUCUUGGUAUUUCUUGUGUUGUGUUUUACUACUCGGUUUCCUUUUUUCUUAUGUCUUCCCCCGUCAAAAAUGUGCCAAUAUUUACAUCUAAUAAGGCGUUUUUUUUCUAAAAAAAAAA